This is a messenger RNA of Canariomyces notabilis, 5530 nucleotides long. RefSeq names its product Serine/threonine-protein kinase. The record is from RefSeq and is a predicted model, not a curated record. Bases 242 to 5083 code for a protein of 1613 amino acids. The transcript is spliced from 6 exons. Gene Ontology annotation, cellular component: cytosol; nucleus; cytoplasm. Lineage: Eukaryota; Fungi; Ascomycota; Sordariomycetes; Sordariales; Chaetomiaceae. Gene Ontology annotation, molecular function: ATP binding; eukaryotic translation initiation factor 2alpha kinase activity; protein binding. Gene Ontology annotation, biological process: negative regulation of cytoplasmic translational initiation in response to stress; regulation of translational initiation by eIF2 alpha phosphorylation; DNA damage checkpoint signaling.
GUCUAAACAACAACUUCAGUCACAUGCACCUGUGCUCCUUCCAAGUUCUUCCAGAACAGGACGACUCACGAUAUCCCGUCGUUUUAAGACUUAUCACUUAUCACAACUCUUUGCACGAUGGUUUCAAACAUGUAAACUCUCACAGCCAACUUUUGGCUGUGUAAACCAACUCACUGGUGCCACCGGCGAGUUGUCUCAGAGUACCAAAACACAAUUUGGUCAGCCAUUGCUUCAAGUCGCCAUGGCACCAAAGAAACCAGUGCAAGCAGCCAAGAAAAAUGGGAACGAUAGUUUCCCCGGGCUCAAGGGCCCGGGAAACACUGCAUCGCAAACUCAUUACCAAGAGCUGCAAGAAAACGAGGUGAUGGUGCUGCAGGCCAUCUAUGGUGAUGACUUUACGCAGCACUCGUCAACACACACCGCUUGGAAGAAGUCUGAGCCGUCCUUUGACAUUAGGAUCAAGGCAUCGACGGACAGUGAGCUUGCCGUCACGCUAGGAGUCGUUCUGGUUGCUACGUACCCCAAAUCCCCUCCGCUCCUGUCCAUCAAAAACGAGGGCGACCUACGGGAAUCGACAAAGUUCAAGAUCCAGAAGUUUGUUGAGACCCAGCCCAAGAUUUGGGCUCAAGAAGAGCAGGAGAUGAUUGACCGAAUCGUCGAGGGCAUUCGCGACAUUCUUGAAGCCGCUGCUCUAAAGAAGGCACAAGGCUUAGAACUCCCAUCUCUGGAGGAAGAGCGAGCAGCCCACGAAGCAGAGCUGGCAAGGUUAGCUCAAAACGAGAAGGAGCUCGAGGAGCGCAAAAAGAUGGAGGAGACAAAGGAGGAGGAACGCGUUCUUGGUGACAUGGUCCAGGAAGAGCUCAAGCGGCAGCGGGCAAAAGCCAAGGAGUCGAGGCAGAAGAACAGGACCCAACGUCCAUCCCCCGGUCGAACAACAGAGGAUCCAUUGGAGACCGACGUAGCUGUCAUUUUCGAUCAGCCUUGCAAAUUGAUGGAUAAAUCGGGAAAUUCACUGUACUUCCAGACCGUAACUGGAAAGACUCUGUAUCGCGAAGGCCCUAUCACGACGGUAUACAAGGUCAAGCCGGUUCUCUCCGCCAGAAAUGUCCGCCCGAGUCUUGCUUUGAAGCAAGUCGAACUGAAGGAUCAGAGCAAAGAUUCGGCUCAGUUCAAAAAACAGCUGUUGUCGCUAGAGACGCAACUAGAGUCCCUGAAAAAGCUUCGCCAUCAGAACCUCCUCGAGCUAAUUGAUUUCAAGAUUGAUCGGUCCAUCAACGACAGCGAUUCUUCCUCUCUUGCGAUCUGGAGCAUUAGUGUUUUGAGUCCGCUCAGCGACAAAGGCCCACUUACUGAGUUGCUGGAGCUGGCCGGCCACGUUGACACCAGCAAGGCCAAAAUAUGGACCGUCGAUCUCCUUGAUGCGCUAGCCUUCCUACACAAUCAUGGCAUUGUCCAUCAGGAUAUCCAUCCAGAGAAUAUCCUCCUCUGCAGAGAGCCACAAGGUGACAUCGUGCCCAAGAUUGCUGACGCCGGCUUUCAAAAAGAGCUGCAUAAUAUUUGCACCAAGGUGACAACACUGACCGCCGCCAGAGCGGCAAAGUCGGCCUAUUGGUUCCCGCCGGAGAUCGCUGGUGUCUCAAAGCCACAGUACACUCAAAGGACGGAUGUCUGGGAUUUUGGGAUAGUAUUUUUACAGAUGAUCUUCGGUCUCAGCGUCUUGCAAAAGUACCACUCUCCGUCUUCUCUUAUAGAGUCACUGUCUCUGUCCGGGCCAAUGGAAGAAUUGGUUGCCAAUUUCUUCAGGCCUGAUCCCAAGAAGCGGCCUCGUGCGUUUGAGCUGUGCUCUAGCGAGUUUCUAGCGACCAGUGCUCCUAUUCUAAUCGAGGACGAGACCACUGCCAUGAGCGGUUCACUGACCUCCUUUUCCACGACUCAGCCACGGACGGCGCGCCAUGAUUCCAUGAACCGCGGUUCCAUCCACUCAAGAUAUCUUCAGGACUAUGUAGAAGAAGCUCGGCUAGGGAAAGGGGGCUUUGGAGAGGUGGUGAGGGCCCGGAAAAUGAUUGACCAGCGUCUGUAUGCCAUCAAAAAAGUCACACGGAGAUCGCAUGAGACGAUGUCCGAAAUGUUGAAAGAAGUCAGGCUGCUCUCACAAAUGAAUCACCCGGCAGUGGUACGAUACUACAAUACCUGGCUCGAGGAGACAGUUGACUUCGCAGACACCGAAGAAGAAACAACAGCCACCGAGACAUCGAGAGGCACCGUUUCUCGGAAUAUCAACAUCGAGUGCGCUGAGAGCAAAAGCCGAGGUCUAGACUUCAUGUCGUCUAGCGGACUUCCGGAGAUUGAGUUUGGAUACGAUUCUGUCGUUGAAGACGAGGAGUACGAGGAAGACGAUGAGGAUGAUGACGAUGGUUCCUCAACAUCAGAUGAGGAUACUUCAUCUAUGGACCACAAACCUGUGAAGGAUCAGCACGCUAUCCCGGUUCAUCGUACCAGAAGAGGAAGCAGAAGGGGAAGUACUCGCCCGGCCCGGAUAACCAUGUACAUUUCCAUGGAGUACUGCGAGAAACUGACCUUGCGAGACACGAUUAACCGAAACCUGAGCAAAGAAACCCAAGAGAUUUGGCGACUUUUCCGCCAAAUACUGGAAGGAUUAGUGCAUAUCCAUAGCCUCAGCAUCGUCCAUCGAGAUCUCAAACCGGAGAACAUCUUCAUCAGCGUCGGACCUGAUGGCCUGGAGAAUGUGAAAAUUGGGGACUUCGGACUGGCAACGAGUGGGCAGUUGGGCGUUGACAAGAACACGCCAAAUCUGGACUCGGGUGACCAAACUCGGAGCAUCGGAACGGCUGUCUAUGUUGCCCCGGAAGUGAGGACAGGCGGAAGCGGCUCCUAUACUGCAAAAGUGGAUAUGUACUCACUGGGCAUUAUCCUCUUUGAGAUGUCCUAUCCGCCAAUGCUCGGGAUGCAGCGUGCAUUGGUCCUCGAGCAUGUACGGCGAAAUCCGCCAGUACUGCCAUCAGAUUUCAAGCCUACUGACAAGAACCAUACCGAUAUUCUUCUCUCUUUGCUAAACCACAACCCCAAAGAGCGCCCGUCCAGCGCAGAGCUGCUCAAGAGCGGGAAGAUGCCGGUUCAGAUGGAGAGUGAGGUGAUACAGCGUGCCAUUGCCGGGAUGGCUGACCCAACUUCUCCUUACUUCCAAAAGAUGCUGAGCACCCUAUUCGCCCGGCAGAUCGAGCAGGCAAAAGACUAUGCCUGGGACAUGUCCUCUUCCAAUCCAAGCCCUGGCGAUCUCAUGCGUCAGUACGUUGUGAAGGACACUCUGAUCUCAAUCUUCAGGCGUCACGGUGCUGUUGAAGCCCCAACUGCAUGUCUCUAUCCCUCCUCGUCGCAUUAUGGACAGAAUGCCGUUCGUUUGCUCGACCAGAACGGGACGGUACUUCAGCUUCCCUUCGAUUUGGUCAUGGGCCAUGCUCGGUCCCUUGGCAGGAUCACGAAUGGCCAGGUGCCCCAGCGCUCUUACUCAUUCGGGAAUAUAUUCAGAGACCGCCAUGAUGGCGGUCAUCCCGAUGUAUACGGAGAGGUGGACUUUGACAUCGUCACCACCGAUGCCCUGGACCUUGCCUUGAAGGAGGCCGAGGUCAUUAAGGUGUUGGACGAGAUCGUCGCGGCAUUUCCUACAACUUCCUCGACCCCGAUGUGCUUCCACCUCGGCCACUCUGACCUACUGCAUCUGAUUCUGGAAUACUGUGGUGUCCAGGCUGGCGCUAGACAAGCUGCUGCCGAGGUACUCAGUAAACUCAACAUCCGGAAUUUCAACUGGCAAAAGGUUCGAAGUGAGCUCAGAUCGCCCGUCGUAGGUAUGUCCGCCACGAGCGUCGACGAGCUCCAGAGAUUCGAUUUCCGAGAUACGCCCAGCAAGGCUAUUGCAAAACUGAGGGACCUGUUUGAGGGGACCGUGUACCAAGAACGAGCGUCGUCUACGAUGGCUCACCUGAGGGAAGUGUACGAAUACACGAAGAAGCUCGGCGUGCUCUGCAAGAUCUUUAUAUCGCCGCUCAGCAGUCUCAACGAAGCCUUUUUCCGAGGUGGUAUUCUGUUUGCUUGUCUGUAUGACAAAAAAGUCAAGGAUGUGUUUGCAGCUGGCGGCAGAUACGACAGUUUGAUUAAAGAACACCGUCCCAAAAUCGGCAACCGAUUCGGAGAGCGGCAUGCGGUUGGCUUCAGUCUGAACUGGGAGAAGCAACUGGCAAAGCCGAUUCCAAAAACCACAGGCAAGGCGUUCCUCAAGAAGGCGGCGGAAGAGGAAACGCAGGGCAUUUUCAGUACCAAACGGUGUGACGUGCUUGUCGCCAGUUUUGACCCGUCCGUUCUCCGGUCCUCCGGCAUAGAGCUCCUACAGGCCCUCUGGGCGCACGGCAUCAGUGCCGAGCUUGCCCGCGACGCCCGUUCUCCUGAAGACCUUCUCUCCAGCUACCGAGACGAAUCAUACAGUUGGAUUGUCAUCAUCAAGCACGACAUGCUGAAGAUUAAGACGAUGGGACGGAAAGACGCCCCAGACGUCGAUAUCCAGCCCAAAGAACUUUUCAACUGGCUCAAAUCCGAGAUUCGCGACAGGGAAACACGCUCGGGAACGAAAUUCCGCGGCACCGCAGCGGUCUCGCAUUCCGAGUCGGGCAGCGCCGUGGCAGGCGGUAGUGGUGUCGGCGGCGACCACGAGCAGGACGUCCAUGUCCUAGUGGCACAGACAAAGAGCAAGAAGUUCAAUCGGCGAGCCGUGGUCGAACAAGCGCAGGCGAGCGCAUCCCGACUGGUGCAGAGCUUUCUAGAAGGGCGCAUUGCCGCCAUCGAGACAUCCGACGCGGUCCUGGACAUGAUCAAUUCCACCAGCCUGUCGGACCCGGAGAGCUGGCGCAAGGUGGAGCAGAAUGUUGGCACGGUCGAGAAGAAGUACGUGCGGGAGAUACAUGACAUGCUCAAGGGAUGGAGGGAGGAGUGGGAAAGCAAGCGCGGGCCGGGCCAUGCGUUCGUGUACAAUUUCAGGACGGGAAAGUGCAUAUACUACGACCUUGGGGGAUAGGUUGCUCCACAGCAGUCGAAACAGCCGAGGCGCCCGUCGUCCUCAUCUCCGGGGUCUUGAAAGUUGGGCCCAAGGCCUCUAGAUUGAAUUCCUUUCGCAGUGUUUCGUGGUUUUCAUGGUGGUUUCUAUCUGGAGUAUACUCGGGUCCCUCAUCUUGUCAUCUGCGAGCAUCUUUGGCCCCAACUCGCGGGCAUGAUGUAUAGGAGGAGUACAUGUUGUGUCGGUUGAUGAUACCCGGGAUAGAUCGCGAUAGCGGACUUCAAGUGUAAGUAAGUUCUGGAGGUGGAUUCCCGGAACAGCAUCAAACGGUGGCAUAGGGAGUGCCUGUCCUAUAUACCCGUAUGCAUAAGAUUUGGCCGUGUAUGGCUCAAGAAGCCAGACUAGGUCCCUGGUAUGAUUGCAUUACUGCUUGGGUCUUUGUACUUUGUAGGUAUGUCAAUCACAUUC